Messenger RNA from Cherax quadricarinatus, 2302 nucleotides. The record is from RefSeq and is a predicted model, not a curated record. Lineage: Eukaryota; Metazoa; Arthropoda; Malacostraca; Decapoda; Parastacidae.
UGUCAGGGCUUCCAGCCACCCCGGUGAGGCUUCCCUCAGGGCUUCACUUGAGGCGUAGAAAUCUAUUUUUGAGAGGGUUGGUGUGGGGGGUUCAGGCAAGAUGUUUGGGUUGGCCUCACAUUAUCUAGCGGGCCACAGUUACUGUAACAUCAGUGCUGACAAUAAUGUCAAGAAGAUGGAGGAAGAAGAGAAUGGAGACAGCUCUCAGGUUCCUGGUUCUAAGAGAAUGUUAAGCACUGAGGAUCCAGAUUACACCCGUCCACCAGAUGCCAAGCGAAUGAGGGAGAUGCACAAGAGAGCUCAGGAUGAAUUAAGUGAACGUGUUAUAAAGGUGGUAGAUAAGGAAUUUAGUUUUGCCUUGAAUGAGAAGCAGGCAGAGAUGGAGGAGAUUGAUAAUCGAAUUUUACGGUUGCAGCAGUGCCUUCAUACCCUCCGCUACUGUGUCUCUCUCAACUAUUAUGCUGUUAACAAGACUGGAGAGGUUGGGAAAAAACAUAAGGCAAUGCUUCAUCCAGCUGUCCGGAAGCACUUGGGAAAGUCUACAGUUAAGCGCGAGACAGUGGAGCCUCCGCUUCAUGAGUCACUUCAGAACAUUUCCCCCUCUCACAAUUUAUCUGCUAUCACCAGUAGAUUACCUCAAGGAGAAUAUAGAGACAGUGUUGGUGUAGCAACAAUAAAGGAGGAGCCUGUGAAAGAUAGUUUCAGUGGAAAUGAAGAUGUUAGUAAUAGCAUAUUGGAAACUCACAAUACUGUAAAUAAUCCGUCAAAGGAUGGCUCUGAUAGAAAUGAUGAGAAAAAUCAAGAUUUGAAGUCUUCGAGACCUCCAAGCCCAAAAUACCUUCCUCCUAAACCACCCGACAAUCCUCUACCUAUAUUCCAAGGCCGACAUCAGCGAUUCCAAAGCAAAAGAAGGGUGAUAGUUGGAAACACAUAUCAAUAUAUAACUGCACAUGCUGAUGAAAGUAAUGCUGAAGUGUUGAGGUACAAGUGGCAGGUGUAUGUGAGGGCACCGCUGCAGGGUGAAGACAUUUCUUCCUUCAUCUCUGCUGUCACCUUUGUUCUCGAUCACAGUUAUGCUCCACACCAUAUUAUCACUCUUAAACAUCCUCCCUUUGUGUUGACACGGCGAGGAUGGGGGGAGUUCAAGAUCCAUAUUGUUCUGAAGUUCACAGACACUCGCAACAAGCAAGUGAAGCUCCUCCACCCAUUAGUGCUAAGUCGACCAGAUGAUCCUCUUUCUCUAACAGGACUAUGGAGGUUAGGUCAAGAGAAUUGGUAUGAUCUUUGGGUGUAUGAACUGGACCCUGAGAGCUCGAGGAAUAUUGCUGAAUCCCCGCAAGUUAAGGAGAGGACAGUGCAGCAGGAAGACUGUCCUGCUACUCUUGCCAGAGAACUGAAGACUAAUGUUAUAUCUUCCCAAAUUGAAGAAAACAUUACAAUUGUCCACAAUGUUGACAAUAUAAAUCUUAAUCGAUGUAUAAAACAGGAAACCCCUGUCAAGAAAGAAAAGGAAUGGAAAGUGUUAUGUAGCUCUGAAAAAAAUAAUUGUGUGAGUGAAAAGGUAAAUGAAUCUGUGGUAGCAAAUAAAUUGUAUCUUUCUACUGACCCUCACUGUUUUGUUAGUAAUGAUACAACUUUAACAAAAAGCAAAGAUGAUACAAGACAAACAAUUAGUGCAAUAGAACCCAAAAUUAAAGUUGAUGGAACAGAAGAAAACAAAACACAAGAGCUUAAGCCAUUAAAGAACCAAAUGGGAGUCAAACUGACGAACAUCAAUGGGGUUCAGAGUAAAGUGUGUAAGAUACAUGUGCGGCAGCCAGAUGGGCGCCUUGUGCCUUAUUAUAUUCCUGCUCAUAUGUAUUCUUUAGCACUUAAGAUUGCUCAAAGUGGUACAAAUAAACAAGAAAAUAACAAAUCUGCACCUGAUAAUAAGCAAGAAAAUCAACAAGAAGUAAUUGGCCAUCAAAAUAUUAAUCAGAGAAUAAUUAAAGUGCAUGUCCCAGAGAACCAGCAGAAAGGAGAGACCAAGAGCAUCAUUGUGAAGCAAGAGCCAAGUGAAUUUCUAGCACAGCAAAAGGAAGAUCCCAAAGUAGCGACUCUAGAAGUGAAGACUGAACUGAAUCACAACACAAAUGCUUGUGGUGCUCCAAUUAGAAUAUUGAAUUUUUCCCCCCAGAAAAAAGUGAUAAUAAAUAAUGAAGAAUCAAUUAGCUUAAUGCCAUCAACCAGUGGUAUUAAGAGUGUACCUAAACUUUCCCCUGGAACUAAACUAAAAAUUUCCCUGUUCAUUAGUUACUUUUGA